Molecule: messenger RNA, 444 nt
Organism: Amblyraja radiata (thorny skate)
Lineage: Eukaryota; Metazoa; Chordata; Chondrichthyes; Rajiformes; Rajidae
Product: lysozyme C-1-like
Exons: 4
Coding region: 1-444 (147 amino acids)
Molecular function (GO): lysozyme activity
Source: RefSeq, a predicted model, not a curated record
AUGAAGACUCUUGUUGUUCUCAGUGUCCUGAUCGCGGUCUCCUGCGCCAAAGUCCUCAGCAGAUGUGAAAUGGUCAACGUUAUAAAGGACUCCAGGCUAAGCAAAUUCACCCAGUACAGCACCGCUGAUUGGUUGUGCCUGGCCCAACAUGUGAGUCAAUACAACACCCGUGAGGUGGGACGCGACGUGAGGGAUGGAAGAAGAUGGGCGUCCGAGUAUGGGAUUUUUCAGAUCAGCAGCAAAUGGUGGUGUGAUGAUGGAGUGACUCCUGGUGCCGUCAAUGGCUGUGGCAGGAGAUGUACCGAAUUCCUGGGGGAUGACUUGGAACCUGACAUUGAGUGUGCAGCCAAGAUAGUGAGCGAACGAGGAAUGGAGGCCUGGAGCUCCUGGGUGGAGAACUGCAAGGAUAAAUGGAUUGGCUAUUACACCUACUUUUGCUUCUGA